AUGAGACAAAUCUUGAAGCUGUCUAAACAAAAAGGGAAACAAGGUAGAAAAGAUCAAGAUAUAUAUAUAUAUGCUGAUAAAAUGAUCCAGUCAUGAAUACAUUUAGUACAAUCAAUUCGUUAUUUUCCACGUAAAAUCUCUAGCUACUCGUCUUAUUCUGGACAUAUGACGCCGUUCGGAAGACCUCCCGGAUGCCUUUCAACGGCACCGGAAGCUGCUUCAUCAUGCAGGACACGAAUCUGGUGGACUAAAGAUCUUCAUGACUGGUUUGUCAAGUGUGUGGAUCGACUAGGUGGUCCUAAUAAGGCGACGCCGAAGGAAAUACUUAAGCUGAUGGACACCCGAGGACUCAACAUCUUCCAUGUCAAAAGCCAUUUGCAGAAAUAUCGAAAUGCGAAGAACGUUUCAGAAUCCAUGGAAGCUUAUCAACUAAAGGAUGCGCUCCAACUACAACUAGAUAUACAAAGGCGUCUUCACGAACAAGGAGAGAUUCAAAGAAAGUUACAGGUGAGGAUUGAGGAGCAAGGAAAAAUGCUGCUUAAACUGAUGAAUACUCAGCAAAGAUCGAUAAGAAGAAGUAGUGUGGUCGUCGCGGAUUCAAGAAUCGUGGGCCGCAGUAAAAUGUGAAACUACUGAUCGAUGCAAUGGAUUACCAUUUGGAAAAUGUAAUAAGAGAGAUAAGAAUAUUGAUGAUACAGACAGUCUUUCUUAUACUUGCAGGCAUAUAUACUUACACACAAGU
Andrographis paniculata is the source of this 742-nucleotide messenger RNA. RefSeq names its product myb family transcription factor PHL5-like. The record is from RefSeq and is a predicted model, not a curated record. The transcript is spliced from 5 exons. Gene Ontology annotation, molecular function: DNA-binding transcription factor activity; DNA binding. The coding region runs from base 166 to 627 and encodes 153 amino acids. Lineage: Eukaryota; Viridiplantae; Streptophyta; Magnoliopsida; Lamiales; Acanthaceae.